Malaya genurostris is the source of this 1413-nucleotide messenger RNA. RefSeq names its product protein amnionless (gene Amnionless). The record is from RefSeq and is a predicted model, not a curated record. Gene Ontology annotation, biological process: intracellular protein localization; receptor-mediated endocytosis. The coding region runs from base 3 to 1373 and encodes 456 amino acids. Gene Ontology annotation, cellular component: apical plasma membrane; endocytic vesicle. The transcript is spliced from 2 exons. Lineage: Eukaryota; Metazoa; Arthropoda; Insecta; Diptera; Culicidae.
AAAUGAUCAGUUUUAAAACAUUUAUCGUGCUAAUUCCGAUUUGUCAAAUAAUCAGUGCUUAUAAGUUUUGGCGACACACUCUUGAAUUCGAUAACCCAUACAAUUGGGUUUCUGAAGAUCUCCCCACUACAGGACAAUCAAUUCAUUUUCCGGCUAAAUUGAAUGCUAUAGUCAGUCUUCCAGUCACAGUUAAUACCGAGUUCUUGAUACUUCCCCAAACCGGAGCGCUGCUAAUUCCUGGCAACGAUUUCUCAUUGAUUUUUGACAAUGAAAAGAAAAAUCGUAAACCGGCUGGUUUUAAGACUCCCGUUCGAAGCCCGUACUACCGUACGAGUAAUUGGCUAAUCAUAGAUGACAGUACGAACACUGUCGUAUACCCAAAUAGUGCAAUGCCACAUACGGAGAGAAUUCCUUGCCAAUACGAAACAGUUGUUUUUCCUAAAAAAUCUAGUCCGGUUGACUUACAAUAUCACGAAGCGAUUAUAGUGAAAAACAUCAAUUAUUCCAACACAAAGGGUUUAGAUGAGUUUAGAAGUUUUCUGUCUACGGAGCUUGGUCAAUUUGCAUUUUACAAUGCUGAGGAAACGUUAGUAAAGGAAGGAAAAUGCGGUAGUCCUGAGAAAUGCCCCUGCCAACCGGAAUGGGUCAAAUCAGCAGUCUGUGCCAAUGAGCUGUGCGAGAUCCCACAUUGUCUGCAACCUGUGGUGCCGGCAGGACACUGUUGCGCAAUAUGCGGCAGCAUACUGAUCAUGGAUUUAAUCAAUUUCGGCGAAAAAUUUGAGUUGAGAGAUUUCUCCAGGAAACUUGAUCGUAAAAUUGCAGCAUCCGAUAUUGAUAACUCUUUGGUAGAUUAUCAUGUCAGUGUUUAUAACGAUGCGCUGCAGCUGGUGAUUGUCGAUGUCAACGACUAUGACGGCAAAAGUAUUCUGUUGAUGCAAAGUUUAGAGCCGUUUUUCGCAAAACAAUUCUUGAAUGGUCACAAAAUCGUACAUUCUGGACGCCCUUAUGUCCCAUACGAAAGCGGUCAAUUGUUCUCAGUUGUGUUCUUAUCCCUGCUAAUGAUAUCAAUAUUCUUUACAUUCAUCUACGUAUACUACUACGAUGAUAAUAUGGUUCCACGGGUCACAGCCAUGAUCCGUAAUCGACAUUUCUUCUUAUCGCCUUUCGUUUUUGCGAGAUUUGAUCCUAGCAAUGACAACGAAGGAUCUACUGUGGAUAUCAGCUUUAAUCCGUCAGGAGUGGAACACUUCAACUCAUCUUUCAACAAUCCUAUGUUCGAGGAAAGUGCAAAAGUGGUGUCAUCUUCCGGGGAGGUAAGUAAGACGAAUGAGGAGGAAUCGUACGUCGAUGUCGAACUGAAGAGUCACAACUGACCAAGUUUGUUUGAACACGAUCUAUUUGACUUACCUUUCC